This is a messenger RNA of Paraglomus occultum, 1128 nucleotides long. The record is from the annotation of a GenBank genome assembly. NCBI's taxonomy places the organism in Eukaryota, Fungi, Glomeromycota, Glomeromycetes, Paraglomerales, Paraglomeraceae.
AUGUCUUCUAUCAAAUCUAUAGAAAAUCUCCCGAACGAACUCGUUGAAAGCAUAGUCGAUUAUGCAGUCGAAUGCGAUCGUUUUUCAUGCGAAUACCAUAUUCAAGGUCCACGGAAACGUCAGCUUAUGCAAAUAGCAUUUUCAUGCAAGAAAUUGUGUCGAGCUGCUUUAAAGAUUUUAUGGAGAAAUAAAUUUGACGGGGACUUUAACUUGGCGUCCUUAAAACUUUUGUUGGGAUGUCUGUCAACGGAAACCAAACAAUUACUGUCGAUAGACGAUUCCACUCCCGCCAUGCCAUAUGACACAUUCAUAAAUUCGAUUUCGCUUGAAAAGUUAUUCCGCUAUGUCGAUGAAUGGCUCGAAAAACAGGGAAACAGCCAGCUUGAAAAGCGGAAAGAAGUUGCGCGUGAAUUACUUAGAUUAUUCAAGUCAAAUGAAGAACCUCUGGAGAAACUCCGAUGCGUCGGGUUUCAUGAAAACAGAGUAUGGGUCACGAAUUACCAAGUCAUCCUUGAACCCGAGUUCAACCAGUGGAUUGAAAAUAUACAUAUUCUGGACAUCCGAGGAACUUUCGAUUUUACCGACUUGGUAGAUACACUGGUCAGCAUGUGUACAAACAUUUCUAGCGUCACAUUCAGUUUCUAUUGCUUUGGUACAACACCCUUUGUUAAAAACAUAACAACGGCUCUGAAACUGAUAGAAGCUCAACAAGCGCUACGCGUUCUUUCCUGGAGUGGCAUACAGGGAAUGCAGAGAAACCGUGAGGAUUCUGCGGAGGAGAAUGAGCGUGCUAUCUAUGGCAAUGAUCCUACAGAAAUCCUUGCCAACUUGGUUAGACACAGGUUUACUCUCAGAGAGCUUCGGCUGGCGCAUAUGGAUUUUACAAAUAUUGAUUUAUUGGGAGAACUGGCGCUUUGCCAGAAUUUACAACUCCUUACUUUUGAAUAUUGCAGCAACAUCCGUGCUAGAGCGAUCGAACCAAUGAUGAACGAAGCGUAUGCAAGUUUGGAGAAGAUUGAAAUAAUUAAUUGUGUAGACUUUCAGGCAAUGGAAGAUUUCGCGCGAGAUAGAGGAGUCUUGCAAAAUAAUCGGGACUCGUCGGAUGAUAAUUCUGACAUGUGGAGUUAA